Sinocyclocheilus anshuiensis is the source of this 1706-nucleotide messenger RNA. It is a transcript of the gene cnih2, whose product is annotated as cornichon family AMPA receptor auxiliary protein 2. The record is from RefSeq and is a predicted model, not a curated record. Gene Ontology annotation, biological process: vesicle-mediated transport. The transcript has 8 exons. Bases 848 to 1330 code for a protein of 160 amino acids. Lineage: Eukaryota; Metazoa; Chordata; Actinopteri; Cypriniformes; Cyprinidae.
AUUGGUUCUGCUUUUGAGAUCAAAUACCAACAGGGAAUGCUUGAAUUCGUAAAAAACUGAGAAUGGCAGAGAAGGAAUGAGAGCGAGAGAGAGCGGAGGAUAAAUGGAGCACCCAGCAGCCAAUGAGAGGCUGUGAUGGGACCGACACUGACACCUAGAGCAAAGCAGACCAGAGAUUUCUGACAUGGUGUCGACCCAGAUUGAUGAGAGGAAACUGAGGGAAGAGAGGACAGACAUAGACAGACUUGCGCCGCUGCUUCAGAAAACACAGAAUGUAUACCGAGGACAUUCAUCCUCUGAUGUGCCCACAAGAUAUUUUUUAAGGUGUUCUGCUGUAAAUAAGGUGUGUGAACCCAGUGUGCAGGACUAAUCUUAGAGCCGGGGGAGGGGAGCGAUUCUCCACAUACAUACAAACCCCCUUCUGCCAAUCAGAGAGAAAGACAGAGAGGGAGAAGGAGAGCAAGUGAAGGAACAGGGGAGACGGCAGAGAGACUGAAAAGAGGAAACAGCUCUAGCAGUUAUCUUGGGUGGACAGAGAGGAAGAAUUACACACAAAUACACACUGUCCAGCCACACGUUACAAGACGCUCCAGCCAGCGGAGGCGGAUAACCAGCCAGACGCCUCAUAUCUGCAGCUCCAGACCAAGAGGAUUCCUCUCUAAUUCUAUCCCGACUUCAUCCUAAGCUGGACCGCAAGCUUUAAGAGGAGAGACAGAAGAAGAGGGAAGUGCUUUGUAACUUCCUUGAAGGGGGUGAGAGUGUAAAGAGAGACAGAGAGAGAGAGCAGGGGAAAACUCCCCCUCGCCCUCUCUCGACCCAGAUCACCGUCAGGCUGGCUGGCACAGCCAUGGCUUUCACCUUUGCGGCCUUUUGCUACAUGUUAACACUCGUGUUGUGCGCUGCCCUCAUCUUCUUCGUCAUCUGGCAGAUUAUUGCUUUUGAUGAGCUGCGCACAGACUUCAAAAAUCCCAUCGAUCAGAGCAACCCCACCAGAGCGAGGGAAAGAAUAUUGAACAUCGAAAGAAUCUGCAACCUCCUCCGAAGGCUGGUGGUUCCAGAGUAUUCCAUCCACGGGCUGUUCUGUCUGAUGUUCAUGUGUGCAGGAGAGUGGGUAACUCUGGGCCUUAACAUCCCCCUGCUCCUCUAUCACCUCUGGAGGUUUUUCCACCGUCCUGCAGAUGGGUCUGAGGUUAUGUAUGAUCCAGUGAGUGUGAUGAAUGCAGACAUUCUGAAUUACUGCCAAAAGGAGUCCUGGUGCAAGCUAGGCUUCUAUCUUCUGUCCUUUUUCUACUAUCUGUACAGUAUGGUGUAUGCUUUGGUCAGCUUCUAAGUGAUCAAAUGAAGGACAGACGAUUACGAAAGAAAGGAGAAAAACGACAGAAUAAAGACCGAACUAUGUCGCGCUCUCCUCUCCCUCAUCCACAAACCUUGUUCAGCUCCUCCUCAGAUCUCCUGGGUGGGGAUGGAUGAUGGACAGAUGUAGAAAAAGCUCAAGACAAGGAGGCAUUUAAAGCCAUCGAUGUAAAGCUGCCUCAAUCACUGCCAUUAAAAAAACAAGUGGAGAGGUGGACCAAAAGAAAAUGAGUGCAUUAGACAGAGAGAAAUAUGGUGAACAAAAGGCUCAGGCAGUGUAGAAGUUUUGUAACACCAUUUCAUUUCUCAAGGGCUGCUGAAAAUUUCUGCUGCUCAUAGCAGUUCUUAGUGUC